AUGAGUGCGAGUGAGAUCUAUCCUGCGAAAGAGCCAGAGGACUCUUUGCAACCGCCGCUCGAGGAACCGAACAAGGUGUUCGCUGGAGAGCGCAUCGUUCAAGAUGAGGAAGCGCAGAAUCUCAGUCGGGGGCUGGAACAGCGGCAUACACAGAUGAUUGCCAUUGCUGGUGCGAUUGGAACCGGACUCUUCCUUGGACUGGGCAGCUCAAUCGCAUCUGGGGGCCCAUUGGGCGCCUUACUUGGCUACAUGCUAGUUGGGGUGAUUGUAUGUGCAAUCCAGAUCGCGCUUGGGGAGGUGUCUGCGUUGAUGCCGGUGACGGGUUCGUUCGUGCGACACGUCGAACUGCUGGUCGACCCCGGUCUGGGCUUUGCGAUCGGCUGGAAUGUGGUGUACGGCUGCUUCAUGUCGGUGCCCAGCGAGAUAUCGGCUGCUGUCGUGCUCAUCCAGUACUGGACAGACCUGAACACCGCCAUCUGGGUGACCAUCCUGAUCAUUCUCUCGGCCGUCGUGGCCCUGCUCUUCAUUCGCGUAUACGGCGAGCUCGAGUUCUGCCUCGCUAUCCUCAAGAUCCUCCUCAUCGUCGGCAUUGUCAUCAUGGGACUGGUGAUCGACCUCGGCGGCGUGGCUGGCACCCCUCGUCUGGGCUUUCAGUACUGGAAAGACCCCGGUCCGUUCGCCGAGUACAUUGCCUCGGGCUCGUGGGGCCGCUUACUGGGCUUCUGGGCGGUCCUCACCACCGCCGUGUACAGUUUUUCCGGCGUCGAGAGCCUGACCAUGGCCGCCGCCGAGAUGCAGAACCCGCGUCACAACAUCCCUCGCGCCUGCAAGCGGGUCUUUGCCCGCGUCACUAUCUUCUACGUCAUCGCCGUGCUCAUCGUGGGCAUGCUGGUCCCCAGCACGGAUCCGCGCUUGAACGAUUACUCCGGUACCGCGGCGACGAGCCCCUUCGUCAUCGCUGCCGCCGACGCAGGCAUCAAGGUCGUGCCAUCAAUCAUCAAUGCGGUGGUCCUCACGUCUGCCUGGUCCUCCUCGAACCAAGGCAUCCUGGCCGGUACGCGGACGCUGUAUGGCCUUGCACUGAAGGGCCACGCCCCGAAGGUCUUCCUCCGUACCACGCGACAGGGCGUGCCGUACAUGUGCGCGGCGCUGCAGAUCGCCGUCUCGUGUCUCGCGUACCUGAGCUGCUCGAACGGCGCGUACACGGUGUUCAACUGGUUGCUGGAUCUCACGGCGGCCGGGGUGUUAAUUUCCUGGAGUACGAUUGCGCUGAAUCAUAUCCGCUUAAUUCAGGGGUGCAGGGCGCAGGGAAUUUCGCCCACGGCGUUGCCGUGGCAUAACUGGUGGUCGUACUAUAGUUCAUGGUUCGCACUGGUGUCGUGCAUUGUCACUCUUCUCACCGGUGGAUUUACAGUGUUUACGAAGGGAAACUGGGAUCCUGCUUCUUUCGUGUUUUCAUACUUGGACAUCCCCCUCGUCUUGGUGUUCUACCUUGGAUACAAGUUCUGGAAGAAGACCAGAAUAGCCUCUGUACAUGAGAUGCCUCUGCAACAAGCCCUGCAGGAAGUGCGCGACGACCCAGAGAAUGUGCCCGUCAGGACGGGCAAGUGGGCGCGGUUUAACAUCCUUUGGGGAUAAAGUCUGUUGAACAUGUGUUUUGAAGUUUCAAAAUGAAUGCUCAAGCUUAGCUCAGGAUUUCAGAAUCACGGUCUUGUCCAUGUAUGGUUCGAGUAUAUUGUGGGCGUAGAAUGAACUCUUCACCUUCACUUAGAUUUUGAAGCGCGGGACAAUAAAGCCCUAGUACUUUCAUUCCUUGUUUGUCUUUGUCUUCAUAAAAUGCCAUGGAGGUGGCGUCGAGUGUUAUC
Molecule: messenger RNA, 1865 nt
Organism: Aspergillus homomorphus CBS 101889
Lineage: Eukaryota; Fungi; Ascomycota; Eurotiomycetes; Eurotiales; Aspergillaceae
Product: amino acid transporter
Exons: 4
Coding region: 1-1638 (545 amino acids)
Biological process (GO): amino acid transmembrane transport
Cellular component (GO): membrane
Molecular function (GO): amino acid transmembrane transporter activity
Source: RefSeq, a predicted model, not a curated record